Molecule: messenger RNA, 2486 nt
Organism: Xyrauchen texanus (razorback sucker)
Lineage: Eukaryota; Metazoa; Chordata; Actinopteri; Cypriniformes; Catostomidae
Gene: hcls1
Product: hematopoietic cell-specific Lyn substrate 1
Exons: 16
Coding region: 127-1719 (530 amino acids)
Biological process (GO): regulation of actin filament polymerization
Cellular component (GO): actin filament; site of polarized growth; plasma membrane
Molecular function (GO): actin filament binding
Source: RefSeq, a predicted model, not a curated record
UGUGCGUCACGUGGACGCGCGUCUGUAGUACGAGCGCGCAUUUGAGCGCGUGUCUAGUUUGGUGUUUAUCGCGCACUAACUAGUGAUACUGUACGGACACACAACCGGGAAUACAAGCAUUGUAAUAUGUGGAAAUCUGUGGUAGGACAUGAUGUUAAUGUGAAGGUGGAAUCGGAGGGGGAUGACUGGGAGACAGAUCCAAAUUUUGAGAAUGAUGUCUCAGAGCAGGAGCAGAGAUGGGGUGCCAAGACCAUUGAAGGAUCAGGCCGAAAAGAACACAUCAGUAUUGCAGAACUCAGGGAGAAGGUGUCCCAAGAACAUCAGGUGGUUAAGAAGCAAGAGAUGGAAAAGGGCCCUAAAGCCUCUUAUGGUUAUGGAGGAAAAUUUGGAGUGGAGAAAGACAGAAUGGACAAGGGUGCUUUAGGGCACAACUAUGUGGCAGAUGUAGAGCAGCACUCGUCCCAGACAGAUGCAGCGAAGGGGUUCGGGGGAAAAUUUGGAGUACAGAAGGACCGUGUGGACAAGUCUGCCAUGAAUUAUGAGUAUAAGGGUGAAGUACAGCAGCAUGCCUCUCAGAAAGAUUAUGCCAAAGGUUUUGGUGGCAAGUAUGGUGUACAGAAAGAGAGGGUGGACAAGGCUGCGAUGGGGUACGACUACAAAGGCGAGACUGAAAAACACCAGUCACAGAAAGACUAUGCAAAAGGCUUUGGGGGAAAAUAUGGAGUGGAAAAGGAUAAGGUGGACAAGGCUGCCUUGGGUUACGACUACAAAGGCGAGACUGAGAAACACCAGUCACAGAAAGACUAUGCAAAAGGGUUUGGGGGGAAAUAUGGAGUGGAAAAAGAGAACGUGGACAAGGCUGCCUUGGGAUAUGACUACAAAGGAGAAACAGAGAAACAUCAGUCACAAAAAGACUAUUCAAAGGGCUUUGGAGGACGUUAUGGAGUCGAGGCAGAUCGCAUGGAUAAGAGUGCAGCUUCAUUCACUGACAUGGAGUCUCCAACAUCAUCGUAUGAAAAACCUCAAGCUUUUGAGGCCUCAAGCGUCGGAGCUGGAAACCUCAAGGCUCGGUUUGAGAACAUGGCAAAGGCCUCAGACGAAGAGAACAGAAAGAGAGGAGAGGAAGAGAGAGCCAGAAGACUCGCUAGAGAGAAGAGAGAACAAGAGGAGGCUCGACGCAGACAGGAGGAGAGCAGACAUGAAGAAGAGGAAGAGAUCCAGAAGCCUCCUCCUGUACCAGCAGCCCAGAAACCCAAACAGACAUUCAGAGAACUGCCUAAAAUUCCCAUAGAUGAACCAGAGACUGAAGUACAGGUGGGGGAGCAGCCGGUCUAUGAGGAGCAGCCGGUCUAUGAGGAGCAGCCGGACUAUGAGGAGCCGCCAUCUCUGCCUCCCCGCUCUGCCGACUUCCUGGAGGAAGAGGAGCGGGAGGAACCAUAUGCUAUUUGUGCCUCUCCUCCUCCUAUACCACAAGAUGAAGAUUAUGAGGAUACGGACACAUACACUCCUGCAGCAGUUGUUGAGAAUGACUAUGAAGAUCUAAGUUGUGGACAGUCAGCCAUGGCCAUUUAUGACUACCAAGGAGAGGCCAGUGAUGAGAUCUCUUUCAUGCCAGACGACAUCAUCACUAACAUUGAGAUGGUGGAUGAGGGUUGGUGGAAAGGAACAUGUCAUGGGCGCACAGGGCUGUUUCCUGCUACCUUUGUGCAGCUCAUGUAGUUUUAAUGAUCAUUUAUGAUCAUUAGCCAUUUUGCAUGACAUUUUUUUAUCCGAUUGCAUUUUUUAAAACCAUACAAGUAUGAUAAAUAUGAACAGUACUUAAUGAAAAUUCAGAGCUUUUAGAAAAUUACUUUUUCUUGGUUGUUUUAAGGGCAUAUAAACUCUUGCUAAUGAGAAUGGCCCAUUGAAGGCAUAUGGGUAAUUGCCAAACAACAUGAACACUUUUUAUACAGUAAGAUUUUAGGCUAAAAUGUAUAUGAAUAUAUUAUGAAAUAUAUAUAUAAUGAGUCAUGGAUUAUAAAUCAUCUUCAAGUGUGACAAAUUUCUAAAAGUGCAAAUUUUUCACAUAAUCAUUAUAAUGGUAUUAGACAAAUGCUGUUUAAAAGCUUUAGACUGCAUCUAGCAUGAAACACUGCAGGAUACUGCUGUAACAGCUUAGCACAUCAACUACCGACAUAUUACAGUAUCUCCUAAAACAGUGCUGUUUUAUGCAAGGAAUUGAGAGGUUUUACAAAUGUGGAAUUGUCAAUCAACAUACAUUGAGACUGGAACUGUAUUGAGAUUAAAACUGGAAGCACUUUGCUGUUAAUUACAAUCUUCAUAUCAAUUAUUAAGACAUUGGAUCAUAUACUAGGUUUAAAAAUUAAGCCACUAAUUUAUGCAUGGGUUUGGACCUACAAUAUUGUAGGCAAUUGUGCCUUUAUUGACUGAUUCAAUGUUGUGCCUUUGUUUUAAUCACAAAAUAAAAGACAAACUUCACCAUGACG